AUGAACGAUCAAGGAGCUGGACGGUCGUACUACCGUGAUGAUGAGAUAGUUGUGGAUAGAGAUGGGCUGCCUCACUAUACCGGCCAGAAUCCUGACUUGCUCAAGGAGUAUAAGAAGAGAGUCACCCUGGCGCUGGCGCGAUUGGAAGGUAGUGGAGAUGACGAAGAAGCAAUCGCGCAAAGCCUCGAGAAGAAGACACGCAGAUUCAGGGUGAAGUUGCUCGACGGACUACAUGGUCGAGCAUGGCGACGAGCAGAGCACCUCGCACAGGAGACCGCAGAAGUACGUGCGGACGGCGGUGAGAGACGGAUCUUCGAGGCGCUGGCGACGCUCGACAAGGAGGCCAUCGUCAAGAAGGGCAUGGCGUUCGAUAAUUUCUUCAAGCGGAGUUUCCGGAAGCGAGGCACUGAUAUGGGCGAGUACCUCUCGAACAAAGAGAAGCUGUGGGAGGACUUGCAGGAGCGCGACGAGAACACCACGCUUUCGGACGAUUUGAUGGCAUACUUUCUGCUGGACGGCGCGAACCUCACGGACGAGCAGAAGCGCAACAUCGUUCUCAACAGCAACUCGGAGUACAACCUGGAGAUGUUCCAGCAUACGUUGAGGGUCAACUUCCACGACCUGCACGAGAAGGAGAGACGGAGCGCGCCGGCCAACACACACACGCAGAAGUGGCAGAACCGGCGCGGAGGCAAGGCGAAUCAGGUCGAGGACAACAACAGCGGCGACGAGGACGACAUUACGGAUGAGGAGUUCGAAGAGGGCGCCAACGCGGCAGAUGACGACCAUGAGUUUGCGAGCGACGCCGGAGCCAGCAACGACGACGACGUGUUCGAGGCCUACAGCGCCUACGACGCGGCAAGGAAGAAGCUGAAGGACACGCAGAAGCAGCGCGGAUUCUUCAAGGGCGAGGUGACCUUCGAGGAGCGUCAGGAGCAGAUCAAGGAGGAAAAGAAGCGCACGCGCUGCGGAGCGUGCGGUCGCAUCGGACACUGGGCAGGAGAUGCCGUGUGCCCGAAGACAGGUAAGCAAGGCGACAAGAAGUUCGGUGGAGGACGAGGCGGAGGCCGCGGGAGCGGCAAGCCAAAGGCUAAGCCUGGGCGCGGAGGCAAGUCGUACUUCACGCUCGACGGCACCACAGACGAUGACGAACUGAUGGAAGAGGCGACCUCCUUCAUGGCGCGCGGCGACGACGUCUCGUGCGACCCCGACGGGACGGUCGAGGGGCAGGACUCGUUCUACACGGACUCGGAGGAGGAGAUGGACAACGAGCGCGAGGACGACAGCCACCACAGCAGGGACUACGACAAGGACAGGAAGAAGUCGGCAGGAGCGGCAAGCAGUGGAGAGGCGGCCCCAAGGCCGUCGGCAGCACCGAAGGACAUCCCGACCACGCCAGAUUUCAGGGCCUGGAAGCAGUACGAGCUCAAGAGUCACCUCAGCGAGCUCGGGCUCCAGACCAACGGCAAGAAGGAGAUCCUGAUCGAGAGGCUCGAGGGACACUACUCGGGCAAGGCGCAGGUCAAGAAGGGGUGCAGUGUUUCGAGGACCGCAGCAGCGUUCUCGGACGGGACUUCGACGAGAGCACCGGGCGAGAACAUCAAGUGCGCGGACUGCGGCAAGUACGGACAUCAUGGAGGAGACAAGCUUUGCCCGCUCUACGCCGAGAUGAAGGCCUACCAGCAGGCGAAGCAGCGCCAAGAUCUCGAGAAGGUCGCAGAGGUCCCGCUGACCAAGCCGAACAUCUCGAAGCAGCAGACGGAGAUUGGGCAUGCAAGUGAAGAGCACAACCUGGACGGCAACCAGUUCUACGGAUGCCUGAACUUCAACACCAUCAUGCGGUGCAAGGGCACGAUCAACUGGACGACUGGUCAGCAGAUGCUACGACGCAUAAGCCGUCUUGAGGAGCCUCUUAGGUCAAGGACGUGGGCAGCCAUUUUGGCAUCGCCCGACGAGCUCGCCGCCGUGCAGCUCGACCCGCAGAGCCUCGCCCCGUUCAAUGCCGGGGGCCAGGUUAGCGGUAGCAGGCUGGGACACUCACAGUUCGCCUUCGCCGUGGGGCGCACUGACUGCAACACAAUUAAUUACGACGUGGUGGCCCUCGUGGACACCGCCUGUACCCUUUGUAUGCACAGCAAGAGCUGGAGGGAGAGGUUUGAGAAGCACUUACCCCCCGACCUUACCUGCAGGAAGACGGACAUCCAGCGGAAGUUCACCUUCGCGAACGGCUCCAAGCAGCAGGGUGACGUCAACGUGAUCCCGAUUGGCAUUGGAGGAUUCAGAGGAGAGGCGCAUUCGACCGAGAUCCCGACAGGGACGACUCCACUGUUGAUCUCCAUACCUGCCCUGGACAUGCUAGACGGCCACAUUCACAUGAAGUCAAAGAAAUUGGAGCUUUCGGCAUUGGGAAUCACAGUACCUCUGAUCAAGAUGAAGAAUACGACACACCUGGGUAUCGAUGUAUCGCAGUUUGGAGAUGACCAGGAUUCGGUACUACAGCGCAUGGAGCUCAAGUCAUCCCGGGGCGACGCGAUCGUGCACCUCGCGACGUGCAUGGACGUGGUCAGGGGUGGCUAUGCCUAUCUGGAGAAUGACGAUUGCGACGAUGAGGAGACUUGCGACACUGUCAAGAUAGAUGCAAUCCGUCGUCAGGACGCGAGCUCGAACGACGGGACUGGCCAGAAGUUGGAGAUAUCCCUGGCAGCGAGAGGUGUGCGCAAGUCAGAUACGAGAGGCGAGCUCACCAAUCGAAGAGCACAGGAGUUGUCAACUACAGCUUCAAGGAUAGCGGCUGAGGAGAAGCGGACUUGGGCUACGCUCAAGAAGGAGUACACGCUCGCAGAGAGGAUGGCCACAUCAGGGUUCAAGAAGACGAUGAUCUUCGAGCCCUGGGGCGGCAGCUUUAUCGUUACACGAGUGGCAUCAGGAGUUUUUGGUUGGACGAACUCGCAACCGUUGGAUAAGCUAGACGACUACGACCUGAUGACCAAGGAAGGCGAGGACUUGCUCUUCGAGAUCCUCGACGAGCACGAUCCGUACCUCACGAUCACCGCCUUCGACUGCCGCAUAUGGUCAGUUAUGACGAACAUGAGCCCGACGGUGGAUUGGGAGACUCUGCGAAGGACUUACGGAGUUCGAGUGCUCAAGUUGGUGAAGCGCAUCUGCUUACACCGUUACGAAAGGCAACGAUAUUUUCUAGCAGAACAGCCAUGGUCAGCAGCUUCCUGGAAGUACAAGAACAUCUUGGCCGAUAUCUACGGGCUGCCGAAUGUCUGGUUCGCCUGUGGAGCUCAGUGUGGUUUCGGCAAGAAGGACAUCGACAGCGGCAAGCCCAUCCAGAAGCUGACCGGCUACCUCACGAACAGCCAGUGCGUUCUCAACAAGCUGGCUAUCCCCUGUAAGUGCAAGACUGCUCACGAGAUGGUGGAGGGCAACAACUCCGCCGGGAAGAGAGCAGCUCAGGCAGCGGCCUACCCUCCGAGGAUGGCGACGGCGAUCUGCGAAGGAGUGAAGCAGCAGAUGGAGAUCGACAGCGCCGCCGCACUCGCCAACGGGCACAUGGAGUCGAGCUUUCCUGUGGACGAUGGGGUGGUCACCGAGCCGCCUUCAAAGAAGGCUCGACGAGGAGCAAAGCUACUCGGAGGGACAGGCGGACUCAGACGGAGAGUUACACGCAAGGGCGGCUGGCUCAGCAUGGCCAAGGAGAAAGUCGACAAGGUGAUGGAGAUUUUCAGUAGUUUCGUCGGCUUCCUCACGCCCCUCACCUUGCUGUGGCCUUCGGUGGACAAGAGGGCCGCCGAGAUUGCCAAGCUUGAGGAGGCGUCCGCCAGCGUGAAGCUGAUUAUGGUACGACGGAAUCCACGUUCUCUGCUCGCAGCGGUGCCUCACUUGCAUGCUUCUCAGGCACCUCUGCGUACUGCCUACGCUCGGUCCGAGCGUGGCGUGUGGUCCGAGCUCGGCUGGGAGGAUUGGACCAACUUGUCACCGCAGCAGCGGGUGAUGAAGAUCGCCGGGGCCGACCUACUCAUCAUGGUGUACGGCGCGCAGAUCGGCGAGGCAGAGGACGGCGAGCAAGAUAAGGAGACUAUGAGGAAGCAACGAUGGGAUCAGCUACCACGGGACCUGAAGGCCGCGAUCAAGGCGUGCAGGCUUUUCUCCUGCGAGCACUGUGAACGCACGAGGCGACCGCUGCUGGCAAAGCCGAGCAAGUUGCCGAGCGUCGACGAGUUCAACGUUGUCGUGGGCUUCGACACCUUCGCCGAGAAGGACGCAGACCAAGCAGAGUGGCAGUUUCUGAAUAUCGUGUGCUUGGGAUGCUCGUUUCAGGUGGUUGCUUUACUCGGCGAAGUUCACAAGAUGACGGGCUCGACCACGGUGCUGGAGACUUACGAGUUGUGCUGGGCAUCUUGGGCUGGUGAGCCUGAGGUUGGAGUCAUCGUCGACAGGGCCAAGGGCUUCCUGGGUAGUUUUUCUGAGCAUGCGGCAGCAUGGCAUAUCGCCAAGGUCGAGCGUCAUGGAGAUCUCUGGCAAGCCAUGUGGAGGAGAGUCGUCUGGGCGAAGCAGGUCGCUGGACGCGAGGACGUCCUGAAGGCCGUGAUGGAGAUCAACCAGGCGAAGAACUCGCUGAGCAGGAGGUCUGGAUUCUCACCGGCGCAGUGGGUGCUGGGAAGAGAUAUUCGCCUCCCGGCGGACCUCAUGGACGACGGCGAGGUUGAGAGGAUCGGUGCCAUUGCGGCAUCGGCUACCCCGACAUCGAAGUUUGCCAGGAAGUGCGCGCUGCGACAGGCGGCGCGGGAGGCCCACGCGAAGAUCGCGAACGAGGACGCGAUCAAGAGGGCUGAGCUUCGACAAGUUCGGCCAGAACGCGGACCUUUCAACGUGGGCGACUGGGUUUUCUACUACGACCAGAAGGAGCAGGGCAAGCGGCCCGAGAGCGUUAUCAACUGGAGAGGAGUCGCACACGUGAUAGGUCACGAGGGCAAGCACACGAUCUGGAUCGUGCACCGCGGGAUCACGAUCGCCUGCGCUCCUGAGCACCUUGCCAGGGCGUCCGACGAGGAGGUCCGAGCCUGGCUGGUGACGGCGCAGGAGGCAGACUUGAUAGACACCACCGGGACGGCUGGAGGCAGUGGAUUUAUCGAUCUACGACGACGGCCUUUUCCCCCAGAGUUUCGGGAAGAUGGAGGACCAGUUCGACCAGAACCAGCGGCGGCUCAGCCACCGCCAGAGGCACCGCCCCCAGAGGUGCCGCAGCCGGCAGAGCGUGAAGCACCUGCCGAGCCACUGGUCCAAGAAGAGGAGCCGCCCACGGAGGAGGUAACGGAGGACCCCUACCAGGAGGAACCCCCGAUGAUGCAGCAGGGACCACCGCCGCCAGUCGAGCCACGAGGAGCGACACAAGCGGAGGACCCGAUGGAGGACGCGGUGAAGGACUUUGUCAACGAGGCUGUACGAUCCAACCAAGUACCGAUGGGCGAAGAGUGGGAUCCUGAUCUUGAUGAUUUCCAUACUCCUGCAGCAUCGUUCCCGCCUCGCCCGGCGGAAGGAUCUGCCAGUAGAGAUAAGGAGAGUCGGCCAGCGGAGGAAGCUGCAGAGCGGGAGGCGAAGAGACAGAAGUUGCUGGAUGACGUCCCCGAGUCGAUCAAGACGGACGACGCCUUUAAGGUCUACGAGGAUAUGGACUCUAUGAUCGACGAGGCCUACAUGGCAUAUGACGUCAACCAGUCCUUCUACGCCGAGCACGAGGUCUGCAAGGAGGUUUUCGUCUUUGGCGUCGAGCGUAACGAGUUCGAGUACUCCUAUGAGGCUGGCUCGACAGUGGCGAAGAAGGGGAGAAAAGAGUUACACUUGAAGGAGCUCGACGAGGCAAAGCGACAGCUAUUUAUCGGACCUGGAGGUUCGGACGAGAAGGAGUGGAAGGCCUGGCAAGAUCUGGAUGCUUGCGACACGCUGAGCCUCGGCGAGAGUGAGCAGAUCUGGGAGACCAAGCGCGACCUGAUCAUACCGGCCAAGUGGGUGAGAACCAACAAGAGUGAGGGCUAUCGGAGAGAUGCGCCAACAGCAUCGAAGUUGGCGGAGGCAAUGGUGCUGCUCGUGAUCGCCAGUAUGGGUAUGGUGAUGAUCUGCGGAGACAUCAAGAACGCCUAUUUCUCAGGUCGAGGUAUAGGACGCGAGAUCUACAUCAGCCAGCCGCGUGGAGGUUUAAAGGGACUGCAUCCGAGACAACUGUUGAAGGCCAAGAAGGCGAUAUAUGGGUUUGCUGAGGCUGCUCGUUUAUUGUGGUUGGCUUUCUGCGAAGUAUUGGAGAAGGAUGGAUGGGUUCAGUCUGUUUUGGAACCAGCUUUGUUUUACCUACGCGACAGAGCAGGCGCUCUGACUGGUAUUCUAUGCACUCACGUGGAUGAUUUGCUGGCUGGAGUUUUAAAGAAAUGCGAAGAUACGGCCUUCAGAUGCACGAGACAGAAGCUGAAUUUCUCGAAAUGGCUCAAAGAGGAUUUUGUUUUCAGAGGACGUGAGAUACAACGUUUACCGAACGGCGAUGUUGGAGUAACGAUGAAGGGCUACUCGCUGAACAUGAAGACGGUUCCGAUCCCUCGAGAACGGAAGAAGGAGCUGACGAGCCCGCUGACCGACGACGAAGUGACACGGCUACGGAAGGCUACGGGAGAGAUAUCUUGGUUGUCGAGGCAGCUUCGAGCAGAUCUAGCCUUUCAAGCGGGACAAGCUCAACGAGCCAUGGUAGCGCCGUGCAUCGCCGACCUGGUGAAGGUCAACAGGGCCAUCAACGACGGCAAGAGGGGCGCCGACUACAUGCAGAAGUUUCCGAAGGGUAUCGACCUCAGUCGAGCUACGGUCUUGAUUGAAUGUGAUUCAGGACACGCGAACGGCAACCCCGAGAGUGACGAGAUCGCGAGAUACAAGAGCAUCGGUGGUCAUUUUCUCUUCAUAGUGGACCACGACGUGUUGUCGGGGAAGCUGGUGACCGCAGCUAUGAUGGAUUACAGUUCUAAGUCGACACAGAGAGUUUGCCCGAGCACACUUGCAGCUGAAGCCUCACAUCUUGCAGAUUCACUGGAGGCUGGCGAAUGGCUGUGUGUUUUACUUGAGGAGGUGUUCAAUCCGAAGAUCGAUUUGAAGGAUUGGCAGAAGAUCGUGGCGAGAAGAAGCAGAGUUUUCUUGACUGAUGCCAAGUCAGUGCAUGAUUAUUUGACGAAAGAAGGAUCAGGCCUUAGCCGAGACAAGCGGAUGGCAAUAGAAGGAGCGUUAUUGAAGGAGGCUUUGAGGCAACCAAACACGACACUACGUUGGGUGGAUGGACUACAGAAUCUGGCGGAUAUUCUUACGAAAGAGGGAGUUGAUCUGGACUAUUUCCGACAUUACUUGAGGACGAAUCAGAUCACGAUCCAGCAGGAUCAGGCUGCAGUGAAGAUAAAGGAGAAGAAGAGAUCACAGAGGGCCGCACGGAAGUCAGUUGCUAAACCCGAUCGAGCUGAAGCUGAUCGACUACGACGUGAACGUUCGGCCGCAGGAGUUCGAGAAGAAGACUUGCAGGAUGACUGA
Molecule: messenger RNA, 7560 nt
Organism: Prorocentrum cordatum
Lineage: Eukaryota; Dinophyceae; Prorocentrales; Prorocentraceae
Source: the annotation of a GenBank genome assembly